Molecule: messenger RNA, 2644 nt
Organism: Lutra lutra (Eurasian river otter)
Lineage: Eukaryota; Metazoa; Chordata; Mammalia; Carnivora; Mustelidae
Gene: SMLR1
Product: small leucine rich protein 1
Source: RefSeq, a predicted model, not a curated record
AUGACUGGUUAUACUAUUCUUCAUGUGCUGAGCAAAGGCCAGAGCCCCAGAAUGAAACAAGUACAGACUCUGAGCAAAGCUCCCCUCAUCCUGAGAGUGAACCCACUGCCCCUGGGGUCCAGGCGAUUGGCAAUGACCCCUGUGAUGCUGGCAUUCAUGAGGGAGCUCCCUGGGUGGUUCCUGGUCGCUGGGGUCUUCCUACCCGUGGCUCUGCUGCUGUUCCUUCUCAUCGCCUACUUCAGGAUCAAAUUGCUGGAGGGUCUGGUCAAUGGCCUGAAGAAUGACCUGCCCUUCUCCCUAAGUCUUGUCCCAGCACUGGAGCAGAGCACUCCCACUAGAAGCAGAACCCUCCAAACAGUGAAGAGGCCCCCAGAAUGAUGUAAUGAGCCUCCACUUUCUGUGGUUCUUCUCCGUGGUCCCCUUUUGUUGGCUCUCACUGAAGUGUGCCUGGAGCUUCCGGGCUACAGUUAACGAAGAACUGUCGCAGACUCCCCCAGCAUCAGCACAAACACGAGGCUGGUUCUGACCUGUAUCAGAGGAGGAAAAGAACGUGACCUGGGGACUGACCCACGGCUAAAGCGCAGCAAAUUUCUACUGGGCAGAGAGCAACGGUCAAUGGCUUAGCUCCUAAGAUAAGUUCAUAAACUCAAACAACAGCACAAAGAGAGUACGGAAAAGCUUGUUCCGAACCCCUUUGCAAAGUGGCAGCUGUUACCCUGGGGGACGUCUCCAAGACUCCGUUAAAGAGCAGUUCGUCGGAGAGUACCAAGAAUACAAGAUUUUCUUGGAUGUGCAGUAGGGACUGGACACUUAGCAUCUUUUUAACUUUUAUAAGACUCUGUCUAUUCUGAAGGACACUAUUUUUUAAAUAAAACUCAAGUUAUCCUUAUUACAUAAUCCCAUGGAAGCAUACAUUAUUCUGAUUUUGUUGGUGAAGCAGCUCUGGUAGAGAGCAAAUGUUGGCAAAAGACAAGUACUUUGAGGCCUCUGCGGAUUCCCUCUUUGACAGUAUUCCCACUCCCUCCACCUGCCGCACCACAACUCUUAAAUGACAUCCUUCCAGGCAUCACUUCCGGCCCUGGAUUUGCUACGCUUCCUUUUCCAGCUGCCUCCACAAAUCACAUCACCCUUGUGAUGACCCACAAAACAAGUGGAGUCUCUCCAUACCAAUGAAGGCAGCUUUCAUCAAGAAACGUCUUAGAAAAACUGGCAAUUUGCUGGUGGGCAAAGGGAAGAACAGGACGGUCAUGUAACUCAUACGGAGAAUAGCUCAAGCAUUUGCCUCUAAAACCAAAACAUCAGGGAGCUAUUUCUAAAUAAGGAAAGAAGUCAACAUUUCACUAGCAGAAUUCUUUUUGCAGGGGGAGCCCCAAGGAGCCAACAUAGAUAACCAAAAAGAAACACUUAAUUCAAAGUGGUCAUUAAAAUAGAUUGAGUACUCUUGUGCUCUCCACAGUUUUCUAGUAAAGACCAACAAAAGAUGCUUCCGGUGUCCUAAGCGGGAGUCUGAUGAUAUUCCAGUCUUUGCGUGUGAAUCUAACAGGCUAUUAGCGUGAUUAACUUUAUAAAAUGUAGUGAGUUUGGUCACCUGUAAGAAAUGUACCAACUUCUGUAGUGAUCCAUAAUCUUACGAAAGAUUGUGCGAAUGACCAAAAGCAAGAACGCACCACUGAUGCUGGGUAUUUUCUUAGCUACCUCUCUCCCCACUCCAAACUCUUCACAUGCAUCCAGAGUCAUUAGUCUCUAUUUGCCCUUCUUGCCUCAUGUAAAACUCGGUGUUUGAAGACACUCAUUCUGUGUUUUAUUGAAUUUGAUUACAGUGGAACGGUCUGCUGGGGCUUUCAAAACAGAGGCAAUUUAAAAUAACAGUGUUCGUGCCAUAUGGAAGGAAUAAUAAUAUUCUAUCAGUUCUGGGAGGGAUCUCUUUUUAGCCCCUGAUGGAAAUCAGCUUGUGUAAAAAUGCUUUCUUUAACAGAAGGCGUGAAAGGAUGCAUUGUCUUCCCAGCUGGCCACCAGGGUUGGCUCCACCUUCUUCUGGAAAGAUGGGAGCCUGGCUUUUGGUUCUGGUGGAGGCCAGUCCACCGUCUCUUCCUUCCCAGGGAAAAUGCGUCCCAGCUACGGUGAUAACAGACGAGCUCCACAUACAUGUGCAGUGAUAAGCAUAACCAAGGAGUUCAAAGCAAGAUCCCUUUCUUUUGCUGCUGUUGAGAAUAACUUCCAAUGAAAUCCUGAGCGGAUUCAUAGUUUUUGUAUGUAGAGAGAAACAGAAACAUGUUUUCCCAUGGAAAGGCCAUGCUAUCUGCUUGAAGGCACAGCUACUCCAUCUGUCAUAUCCUUCCCAAAGCUCUGUCAGCUACACUUGCUCUUCAGACGCUCACAGCCCAGGGGAAGAUCUUCUUCCGGCUUGGAUUGCUUCAGCUCCUCUGCACCACUCCUGCCACCUAGACCGGCCACAGUCUCCUUACGCUAGCCUCUAUUCUGCUCCGUCCCGUGCUCCAAAGCCCAGCACCCCAAAAGCAUGCACAACCCCACACCGUCUCACAAUGGCUCCUCAUCUUACUUCUAAUGUUCUAGUACUGAAAGAAUUCCUAACUCUUCCCCACCGUCAAUAUAAUAUUGAGACCGUCAAUAAAAUAAUGCUGUU